GGUUGCGCUUGUGAUCGCGACGCCUGAUGUCGAGGGAUGGCCCAGGGCCCCCCGGCGCCCCCGGCGCGGCCCUGGCUCGGCGAAUCGGGGGCAUCGCUGUCCAGGGGCCGCCCUGGAUCGCAGGUCGAUCAAAUCGCCCGCGCGAUCGAACCGACCAGACGAGUCCAUCGAGCCAUGGACAGGCCUGGGGGAGAGGGGGGAGGGCCGGCCAGACAGCGCCUGCGACUGCCGGGAGAGUGGUGGGAGGGCGUGCGAGGGCCCGCGCCGACUGGCAAAACAGAGAAAAAGAAACCGAUCACGUGCUGCUUCUGGGGCGCUUGCCGCGCGGCCGGCGGCGGCGGCCUUUGAGGCGUCGCCGCCCGGGCAGCGCUGCACCCCCCGCUGGGGAGGCCGCGGCUCAGGCAGCGCCGGGGCGCACACC
Molecule: messenger RNA, 421 nt
Organism: Prorocentrum cordatum
Lineage: Eukaryota; Dinophyceae; Prorocentrales; Prorocentraceae
Source: the annotation of a GenBank genome assembly